AUGAUUUCCGCCUUCCUCUCUCCAGGUACCGACUUCAUCACAUGCCUGAUCACGAUACCCUACACUCUGGUCUUCGAGAUCAUCGACUACAAGAUCUACUACGACCUGGCCUGCAAGACCUACAUGUUUUUCAUCACCUCCACCGUACCCUUCUCGGCCUACAUCAUGGUGGCCAUCGCGUUCGACCGCUACUUCUGCAUCUGCCACCCCUUCCUGCACGCCUUCACCAUCCCCCGGGCUAAGAUCGUCAUCCUCAGCAUGCUCGUCCCAGCCGUGACCUUUGGCAUGAUCACGGCAUUUUCCUUCGGGACCUACGUCGUUGAGGAGCUCUACAUCGACGUCUUAACCGGAAACGGGACCGUGACGUCGACGACGACUUAUUCGGAGGUUCUGAAAGACUUUUCCAAGAACAACAGGAGCGUGCAGAUAGAGUACUUACAUAACACGUCGUUAGUUGUGGCAGACAGGACCUCACACAUUGCCCAUCAGGACCUGUGUCUGCCGAAUAAUUUCCAUUUCAGUCCCGGGUUCUCGCAGGUGUACAAGAGGGUCCACGCCUUGAACUUCCUCGUGGCUUACCUGGCCGUGGCAGUUCUCUACAUCCUCAUCUACAAGUCCAUCUUCACCCGCCGAGCUAACAAAGCCAGGAGGAAGAAGAACAACCUGUACCCCACGUCCGCUGGGAAGCUCAAAGACGACCCUCAAGAAGAGACUCAAAUGACCGUCAUCCCUACUGCUGCCAAGAACAGCCCAAAACUCAUGAACAACCAAACAUCCAAAGACGCCAAAUGUGCAAGGAAGAUAACUCUCACAGCGAGAAACGACCCGGCAGCUGUUAAUAAAUCUGGUUCUAGAAAAUCUUCCGGUACGAUUCCCGCGAUUCCUGAGAUUCAAGAAGACGAACGAACAAACCUGCUGUACGGAAACGAGGAGACCAAAGCAGAAGGCGCGGAGAAUGCCAAUACGUCAAACACUACGUCAUCGACGACGGAUGAGUCUAAGAAUGUCUAUGACGGUGAAGACGUCACAAACACGGAGUCUGAUAAAAACGCUGAACAAGGCCAUUCAGAAAACGAAGCAUCGAAGUACCUGGCUGAGACCAAACACAACGGGUUCGCUAAAACCUCAGAGCUGACCACACGGGAGGUGAACUUCACUGAAGUGGACACCACUGGUGAAAACAGCAACCAAACACCAGACACCUUCAAAAACAACAACACUAACGAAGACGAAACCGCGACCGAUGGAAUCCCAAACGGCGCAAUGCCGGAGGAAAAACCUCUCCUCACCCCACCCCCUCCUGUCAACCAACCACCACACCCAUCCCCGCCUACUACUCUAUCCCUAAAACCGAACUUAACCGCAGACAAAAGUUUCCAGAACGACGCGAAGAACGCGGCCACGUCCAAGAAACACAGCCUAGCGAAACAAGACGUUCAGAACAACAGCAUCAAACGGAAACGGCCGAGCACCGUUCGGGACAGGAACUUGAUGGCUAACAUCAAAACAGCCUUCAUGCUCUUCAUCGUCACGCUCGUUUUCCUAAUCGCCUUUCUUCCAGCGUUGCUAAUGGCCAACGAAAUCGUGACAAUGAACUUGAAUGUUUUCUACAGCUACUUCAUAUACAACGUGGCCAACCCGUUCAUCUACGCCUUUAUGAACCAAACAUUCAGAGAAGACUUGAAGAAAAUUAUCGGUUUCUGCUGAGAAAAAUGAGAAACUUUGCUGUGAAAUUCGCCCUGUAUAAAAACAAAUUGUUGAACGAUCUUAGAAAUUGUAUUUGUUCCUGCUCAUUUUGUUUUGUUUUAUAAAGUGGUUGUCAUUUCAUCAUACAAGACAAAAAUAUGUCUUUGGAUAAAGUUCAGAAAACGGGUCGAAGAAGCUGAAGCUUUUCUAAUUAUGAUCAUGAUCAUAUCACUGAUUGGAAUAUUUAUUUGAGUUCGAUUCUCGAGGUCUAAAAGAUUUCCGAAAUGUGCCAUUUAGACAUCAACUGUGAACAUAAUUAUACUGAUCCUCUAUUGAAACACAAAUGAAGUUCUUAAAACUAAAUUUGAAUUCACAUAGUAUAGAGCCGAACUGGAGCUUAACUUGGAGCUAAAAGAGCUA
Messenger RNA from Physella acuta, 2106 nucleotides. RefSeq lists its product as uncharacterized. NCBI's taxonomy places the organism in Eukaryota, Metazoa, Mollusca, Gastropoda, Physidae. Gene Ontology annotation, molecular function: G protein-coupled receptor activity. Gene Ontology annotation, biological process: G protein-coupled receptor signaling pathway. Gene Ontology annotation, cellular component: membrane. The record is from RefSeq and is a predicted model, not a curated record.